AUGGUUUCUCAAGACCAAAGUAAGGACUCUGGCUCCAAAAAAAAUGGAGGUAAGGAGCUUGGAAUGGUAACUCCUCAAGACAAGCCCUUGAAGAAGAUGAAGUUUGUUUCAUCUGCUGAGACAGAACCAAGCAGCACGACAACAAUUUCUGAGGAUUCAAAGUCAGGUCGAGGUAUGAGCACAAUGCCUCGUGUUGUGAAGAGAAAAUUGCAGAAAAUCAAGCCAGUUGUUGAGUACAAUAAAAGGGGGAAAGGAUGUGGCCCUGCACAUACUGAGAUGCAGUCCUACAUUGGUGUGUUGGCACGCUCCAGAGUCCCACUUGUGGACAAGAAAUGGGCUGAAAUCCCCAAGGAUAUAAAGGAGCAGAUUUGGGAAGCCGUUGACAUGGCUUUUGUGGUAGGUCAAGGGGGCAAGACCUCGGUGUUAUCUUCUGCUGCCAAGAAAUGGAAGGAUUUCAAGUCUACACUGACGAGGCAUUAUAUCCUUCCAUACAUCAAGGAGAGGGAGAAAUUAAGCCAACCCCCUGAAGUAUAUAAAUUCAUAGAGAAAGCAGAAUGGGAUGCCUUUGUAGCUUCAAGGUUAUCCAAAGAAUUUGAGUCUGUGCAUUCUCAACAUUCACAGAUUAGGGAGAAACUUGAGUACAAUCAUCGAUUGUCUCGAAAAGGAUAUGCUGGUUUGGAGGAUCAAUUGGAGGAAACCAUGCCUGGGGUAGAAAUUGAUCGAUCUACCUUAUGGAAGAAAGCUAGACAGGACAAACAUGGUAACAUCCCGGAUCCAAAGGUGGCAGAGAAAGCAAAAUUAAUUGAUGAAUUGCAAAAACAAGUGGCUGAAGGCAGUCUGAGUUUAACUGGCAGUAAUGAUGUGUUGACCUUGGCUUUGGGUCCCGAGCAUCCAGGGAGAGUAAGAGGGGUAGGUGCUGGGAUUUCCCCUAGGCAAUUCUUCAAUUUACCUAGACCACAGAGGGUAAAGUUUGCCGAUCAAUUGAAGGAAAGUGUAAGAAUUGUCCUUCAAGAAGAGACUAAGAAGAUGGAAGCUAGAACCAAACAAUUAGUAGAGGCUGAGAGGGAACAUUUACUAAGUCAGCUUUCCCACCUCAUCCCCAAUUUUGAUCCAAGCAUGCUUAAACCGAAAACUAGCCCCUGUCAAAACCAAGGUCUACAGCAAAGUCCCAAAAUCCAAUGUCUGAUAAAGCAAGCUAAAUCUGGGGCUUUAGAUAAUCAAGAUGAAGAGAAGAAAGAAGAAAAUAAAGAUGAACAGAAGAUGGGAGAAAAAAAAGAUGAAGGGAAGAAGGAAGAAAAAAAAGAGAAAAAAGAUGAAGGCAAAAAGGAAGACACAAAUGAUGAAGAGAAGAAAGAAGAAAAACAAGAUGAAGAAAAGCAUGACGAGGAGGGUAAUGAAGUAGUUGAUUAUUCAAAUGUGGAGGUGCCAUCUUCCUUACAAUCCCUUUGUGGUUAUGUGGAAACUACACUAAAGCCACAGGGGAAGAUCAUGACCUUCAACAUUGAGAAGGAGGUGUUUGGUGCAGAUCGAAGUACCUUCGUCUUGCAUGAAGAUAUUACACAGUUUGCAGGCAUGGAAGAAAUUGGGGCUACUGUGGUUGCAGUAUAUAUGAGGUGCUUAUAUGAUCUUUUGAGAGAAGCAAAUAUGUGCAGCAUGGUUGGCUUUAUCGACCCUGCUCAAGUUAGUGCCAACGCUGGGUCACUAACUGACAGAUCACGAAUUGUAGCCAGUCGACUUCAGAAAACAGAUGGUGAACAGAUUUUCAUGAUGCCUUACAAUCCAGGCCGUCAUUGGGUCUUGCUGAUUGUGAGGGCAAAGAGGGAAACCGUCUAUUUUCUGGAUCCUCUGCCUGGAAAUCGUGUGGUUGAUGAGGAGGGCAAAAACAUCGUGAACAGUGCUUUAAAAAUUUAUAAUUCCCACAUAGGCAGACCAGGCCGUAAAGCACCAAUUUGGAAAACUCUGCCAGGCACACCAAAGCAACCCAGCAGUGUCGAAUGCGGGUAUUAUGUGAUGCGCUUCAUGAGGGACAUCAUCAUGGAUCCUUCCUUGGAGUUUGAGAAGAAGUUUGCCAAGGGAAAAGAUCAAGCGCCAUACCCCCAAGCAGCCAUUGAUGAAGUCAGGAAAGAAUGGGCAGAGUUUGUUUGCCUUCAUAUGGAUUAG
Molecule: messenger RNA, 2160 nt
Organism: Prunus armeniaca (apricot)
Lineage: Eukaryota; Viridiplantae; Streptophyta; Magnoliopsida; Rosales; Rosaceae
Source: the annotation of a GenBank genome assembly